Molecule: messenger RNA, 2850 nt
Organism: Eimeria tenella
Lineage: Eukaryota; Apicomplexa; Conoidasida; Eucoccidiorida; Eimeriidae
Exons: 6
Coding region: 1-2850 (949 amino acids)
Source: RefSeq, a predicted model, not a curated record
AUGGGGUCCGCGUUGAGUACCGGGAAGCAUCCCCUAAUAGAUUCGUCCUUGGUAUUUCCAGCCCCCCCAUCUUCAUACAGCUGCAGCAGCGAUGGCUUGUUGCUGCUCCGUUCCCGGUUUGCUAUCACCUCGGGAUCUCCUGCGGCAGUGCCAGCGUUCCUUGUGGUUCCUUCUCCACAAUCUCACCUUAAGCUUGCUGCAGCCCUAAGGACAGCUCGACUAGCUGCUGCUGCUGCCGAAGCAGCAGUCGCUGCUGCUGCUGCAGCAGGCGGCCUCCCUCCCCAGCAGCAGCAACGCCGUCGGAGCAAUAUAGAAGGGAUAUGCGCAUCUCCAGCCGCAGUGGCAAGGACGGAGCUGAGUGAUGGAGAAACCGAGCGGCAGCAGCAGCUGUUCCAGCAACUGGAACAAAGGAGAAAGGAGCUGCAGCAGCACAUGCUAGUGCUGCAGCAGUUGCAGCGAGAGCAAAGGCAGCAGCGGGUCCUGCGCCGCAGACAGACGCGCAGGGCCUUGACUUCACAAGCUGAAGAACCAGCAAGUACGACAGCAGAAGCAGAAGGUGGAGAAGCAGAAGCAGCAGCAUCGGUAGUCGCUGCUGCUGCUCUUACGAUCAGUUCAGCAGCGGAUACUCCUGCUUCUCAGAGGGAAUCAUUCCUUCUCUCAACAAGUUCAGAAGCAGGGGAAGCGAGCGCAGCAGCAGCAAGUGACGCAGUAUUGACAGCAGGAAAGAGUGGCAGCUACUGGGACACGGAAGCCACGGGAGGCGGUGUAGGCAGUGACUAUUGCAUUCUUUACUUCCAUGGAAACGCGUGCGAUGCCAACAUGGUCAGAGGGUGGCUGCAAGUUGUCGCAGACGAGUUGGGCAUCCCUAUUCUGGUCUUUGAAUACCCGGGCUAUGGCCUCCUCUCGGGUAUUGCGUCUUCUUCUUCCGGGAUCGACCGCUGUGCCAAGGUCGCUCUGGAGUUUCUCGUAGAGCAGCUGCAGUUUCCCCCGGAAAAGAUCAUCCUUUGUGGCCGGUCUAUAGGGACAGGCCCUGCUGCUUUUCUCGCCUCUCGCUUAGCCAAGUGCAACUUGCAGCUGGGCGGCCUUGUGCUCAUAUCUCCUUUUGCAUCCAUGGCAGCCCUUGCAGCUGAUAUGGCGGACUUGCCUGAAUCGUUGGCACGUCUGGUGGUGACUCAUCACUGGGACACAGAGGCGGCCCUGAAGCAAUGUCAGGGGCUUCCCCUCUGCAUCAUUCACGGACAGGAAGACGAGAUAAUUCCAGUGUCACACUCUCGCCGUUUGCUUUCGAGUGCGCUUCACUCUGCUGCGCUGCGAGUGUCUCAUCUUCCGCCUCAUGCGAAUCAUUCAAUUGGCUUAGAGCCUGCUGCAAUGAGGGAGGAGGUACUUCAGCCGCUGCAGCUAUUUCUCCGUAAGGUUCGGUGUGCUGCUCGCCUGAGAAGGCAGCAACAGCUUCACCACAAGAAACACCUUGAGGCCCAAGCAAGGAGAGCAGCAGCAGCGAAUGCAGCAGCCACUGCGGUUGCAGCAGCUGCUGCUGACUCCCUUGUGGGUCACCUCCAACCCCAAGUGUCCCGGCUGCUUCGUGAAAGGACCAGCUGCGUUGGCAGAUGGCAAUUUCAGCAGCAGCAUGAGGGGCAGCUCAAGCACGAUCAGCGACAGCAGCAAUGUGUUAAGGCAGCAUCAGUAAGUUGCGAUGCGGUGAGGUAUUCUGCGAAAGCCUCUGGUGCGCAGAGCAGCACAGAUAGGAGCAGCAGCAGCACUAAACGAUGCUUUUCAGUUAAAGGUCGCCUGACGAGCCCGCUUACUAUGCAGUCAGCUGCAUUCUCACUGCGCCACCGGCCUCAACACUUGGAGCACAUGCAACAGCAGCAGCCGUUGCGCCGCCGAUCCUUGAAGCUUGUUCGCUCGAGAUUGCUUGAGGUAGACAGCAGCAGCACGGACGAUGAUACUGUAGAGGAAAAUAUACCGCAGAAGGAGCAUGGGGACGAAGAUAUACCUGAAUCGUCGUUGCCAGCAUCUCACAAAGCAGAAGUGGCAGCAACUUUAGAGGCAGUGGACUCGGACGCGUCAGAAACGGAAGCAGAUGGUGCAGCUGUAGCUGCAGACAACUCAGCGGCUCGCUUACCACAGUCUUUCUAUGGUGACUCUGAUGCUGAGGCUUCUUCAGCUCCCGUUGCGACAGUAACAGCACCUAACGCAGAUUUCUUACGGAGCCGCAGCACAGAUACAGGAACAGCAGCAACAACACCAGCAGCAAGAGAGAGGAUCAGUGCAGCGCGGGCAUUUCUGGCUUCAGAGGCUAAGAUUCACCGGAGACUGCUGCUGGCGUGCAGACGCAUGCAGCAGCAGCAGCGGCUGCCAAUAGCCUCAGCCAACACAUUUUUCACGGGCAAGGCAACAGCUCCAGCGGCAGCAGCAGGCGCUCCUGCUGUCGCUGCUGUGGCAUUUUCACAACAGACAAGGCGUUUGGGGACUGUCGGUGAAGCUCCAGGUGCAGCAGCAGCAGCAGCAGCUCGGGGCAUAAAGGCCCUCCACAUUCCAGCUGCCAGCCCAUGUGGCAAGGGAGACAUCAAUGGCCGAACACCAGCAGCAGCUGCCUUUGCUGCAAAGCAGUUUCUCUCAAGACAGAGGACGUGCCAUUCUGCCGUUUCGGAAGGAGAACGUUCAAAAUUGGGAGAACGCUCCAGCUUAAAACAGCAGCAGCAUCAACACAAACAACAGCAGGAGGAGCAGCAACAGCAGGCGAGUCGGCUGCUUUGCUCCCGACGAACAAUUGGUUCAUCAGCAAGAAGGGCUGUCUCACUCACAGGGGGCCACAUGUUUUGUAGCCAAAACGCAGAGCAGCAAUAG